AUGAGCGAACAAACACCACUGUCGGCAGCAUACCCACUAACACUGCAAGCAGUCGAUUUCUUUGAAAAACUUAAGGAUGAAUCAAUAAAUGGCCCUCGUCAUCAAUACGUACGGGGGGAUAGAAUUUGUAUAGAAUGCUUUAGGCGUCAUGUCCAAGAAGCAAACCGAAAAAUGAAUAUGCCAUUGAACCCAUACUUACUAAACAGGGCAAUUAUACCAGUUACGGCGUUCAUUCAUGCGGUAAUAGAUAAUCCGAACGCGGAGAGAUCUGUGUGCAUAGAAGUGGGGGAAAUAUUGGAGGAUGUUAUCGGUCGAUGGAUCAUUUCUGUUGAUCAUUUAUUCGAAGAAUAAAAAAAAAUAGAAUGUAAACAGGAAAAAAAUAUAUGUAAAGAAUUUAAAUAAUAAUAAUGUUUAUGAAUAAUGUAUUUUUUAUUCUAGUUCCCAAAUCCGUUUCUUCAUAGUGGAUUUCAAGUCCACUAUGAUGAACAGAACCGAAAUAUUAUUGGUAGGUAUCCGGCGCCAUUUCAAACAGUCUAAACAAAUAUAAGCCAGAGAAACUGGAAGGGAGCCCUCUUGUAUUGACACAAGAAAUAAGUUAAGGAGGUUCCGGCGCCGUGAUCUAAACAAAGUUGUGCAAAGUAUCAAGAAGGUAUUCAAGGAUAAGCCAAGCUUGACCACACCAUUGUUGGACCAAUUGUAUGGGAGUAUUAACCAUCAGGGGGUGUCAACCUUAACAAAUGUUUACCUGCAAAGAUACUUGCACAUAGAUAAUAGAGAACCAAUAAUAAUAUUUUGGAAUCAACGGCUUUAACAAUAAUAAAAAGAUUAAGGUUACAGGGAAUAAUAGCAUAUUUAAAUAUAACCGCAUACAGUGAUAGGAAUAAGAAUGAAUUUAAUUUAAAAUUAACUAACAAAGAAACUAAGGAGGUCUUAUACUCAGGAUACAUAGGAAAAAUUAAUAAAAAUGGGAGAAUGUUGAAUUUAUUAGAGGCACAUGGAUUACUGUGUGACAUAGAUCACCAUAUUACACACUGUCACGAUCCAAUAGCCGAUGUAAUAUUAACAAAAUGUAUA
Molecule: messenger RNA, 1074 nt
Organism: Acyrthosiphon pisum (pea aphid)
Lineage: Eukaryota; Metazoa; Arthropoda; Insecta; Hemiptera; Aphididae
Exons: 1
Coding region: 1-351 (116 amino acids)
Source: RefSeq, a predicted model, not a curated record